AUGGGGAACUACGGCAGUUCUAAUCCCGAGCGCGAGCACCGGAGCUCUCGGCACCUCGAGGCCGCGGAGACCCUCUUAGUCUACGAUGCGGCCCUGCGAGCCUUUGCGGAUGGUCCUGAAAGGAUGGUUGGGAUUUUCGCAGCACGACUUACGGUGCUGUCGCAGCUGUUCGUGAAACACAAACAUAAAAUGGCUAGCUUUGAGAACUUGGAGGGGAUGUUCCAGUGGAAGAGUUCGCAGAUUCGACUGCUGAUGUUGGAGAUCUAG
This is a messenger RNA of Symbiodinium necroappetens, 267 nucleotides long. NCBI's taxonomy places the organism in Eukaryota, Dinophyceae, Suessiales, Symbiodiniaceae. The record is from the annotation of a GenBank genome assembly.